UCGCGCUUAAAGUGAUACAUAUGUACCUAGGUACCUAACCUACGUAUGUGUGGAUCCGUUGCUACGCACGGACCAUCCACUGGCGGGACUCGUCUCGUACAUAUGAGGGGCGCGCAUCAAAGCGGCGGGGCUAAAGAGCCUCAAUGAAUGCCUGGUAACGUGGGGGCGGGGGAUGUUGGAGAUACAUGUAUUAGAUAUUACAACCUUUUUCUUUUCAAUACAACAUCCUAUCCUCCUCUAAUCCUUUCUGUUGGUUGCCUUACGUUAUGCUUAUAUUAGGUACCUAGGCACACACUCGGUAAGUCUACAACCUUCCGUAUUGAGGAGGCCGUGCGACACUCAAGAAAAGAUAUGUCAGAUCACGGAGAAAGGAAAAAUGAAAUUAAUUAGAGCUGGAGAUUGGGUGUUGGGAGUUGGGAGUUGGGAGUUGGGCUGGCCUCCAAUUGUAGUUGGAGGAGUUCUUAAUUUGUCCUACCUCACAUCUACCUCACAUCUCUAUCCCUAUCCCUACAUCUGCCAGAUUCUGCCUAAGUUGGCCGUGAGCUUUGGUGCCGCAUCACUGUCAACUUUACCGUUUGUGAGUUAUUGUAGACAGCGUCGUCCAUCAAGUUUCCUCUUGUCAUAUUGCCCUCACCCUAAUCCCUAAUCAUCCAACAUGGCUGGCACUGUCAUCCUUACUGGAGCCAACGGUUCAGUUGGCAUCCCCGCAGCCGAACAGCUUCUGAAAGACAAUACACAGAACUUACGUCAAGUCAUCGCGCGUUACCCAGACGCGAAGGCCUCGAUUUAUCAGGUUGACUUAGCAAAUCUUUCGGCAGUGCAUGAAUUCGCUAGCAAGAUAUCGAAGGCGGUUGAGACUGGGGAGUAUCCGGCCCUCAAAUCCAUCAUAUGCUGUGCCUCGUAUUGGAACCUCGUCGGCGACUCCGAGCUUACGACAGAUGGUUAUGACAAAACUCUACAGGUUGGCCAUAUCGCGCAUGUCGCCCUCGUGUUGCGACUCAUUGGUAGCUUCGCUUCCGACGGCCGUAUCGUGCUCUUCUCAAGCAUUGGCCACUAUCGCAAACCGAAUGCUAUGACGUCCUAUUUGCCUGAUAUUCCUGAUGAUGUCGAUCAGCUCAAUCACCCGCCCGCAAGCGAGGACAAGAAGGGCCGUGGCUUUCAACGGUACGCGAAUUCCAAGCUUGUUAUCACAACUUGGAUGUACCCCCUUAACCGUUACCUGCAGCAAAACCCAAAGUUCAAGAACAUCACCGCCGUAGCUAUCAACCCAGGUGGACUCGGCGAUUCGCGUGCCUUUACUUCUAAUACUCCCCGAUCCGUACAGCUCGCCCAGAAAUUCGUCCUCAAACCAUUCAUGUCAAUAAUCCAUCGCCUAGCCGAUCCGACAUUCCGCUCAUCAGCCGAGGCGGCCAAGGAUGUUAUAAAACUUGCAGUAGACAAGGCAUAUCAGAGUGAACAAGGUUACUUUACCUUACUGCAGAAGGAUGACAGUGACCCCAUUACAAUGGAUGAGCGUGUACAGCAAAGAGUCUGGCGAAAGAGCUUGGACUGGGCCAAGAUCACGAAGGACAACACAGCUCUAAAGAAUGUUAUGGACUGAUCAUUUAUACGGAUUUGACAACCAGAAGGUUCUGACUAGGCGGCCUGAUCAUGUCACAUUUCCUCUAAAUUUGAAAGGUCUAACCUCGCUG
Messenger RNA from Daldinia loculata, 1691 nucleotides. RefSeq names its product putative short-chain dehydrogenase. Lineage: Eukaryota; Fungi; Ascomycota; Sordariomycetes; Xylariales; Hypoxylaceae. The transcript has 4 exons. The coding region runs from base 656 to 1600 and encodes 314 amino acids. The record is from RefSeq and is a predicted model, not a curated record. Gene Ontology annotation, molecular function: 3-beta-hydroxysteroid 3-dehydrogenase (NADP+) activity. Gene Ontology annotation, cellular component: mitochondrial outer membrane; lipid droplet; endoplasmic reticulum membrane.